CAGCAGCAGCAGCAGCAGCGGGCGCCUUGGGCUGCGAGGGCUUGGCUGCCUCCUUCCUUCCCCUCCAUUUCUUUGGCCAUGACGCGGGGCUUUCGGGGGGCGCCUCCUGGGGGCUGCGGCUGCUGCUGCUGAAGAGGAGCAAGAGGAGGAGCAGGAAGAGGAGGAGGCGGUGGCUGCUGCUGCUGCUCUGCUCACCUGGGCAGGUUGCCCCUGAUCCUCCUGGGCUGCUGGGGGCCAGCCAUGCCUGCCUCGCCCUCGGGCUGCCGGGGCUGAGAUUGUGCCGGGGUCCCUUUGGGAGUCCUCCUCCUCCUCCUCCUUCUUGCCGCUGCUGCUGGGUCUUCGGGGGGGCCAGCCAUGCCGGGCUCCGGGAGCUGCCCUUCCCGCCUCCUCCUGCUCCCCCUCCGGCGCCUGGGGCUGCUGCUGCUGGCCCUGGGGAGCCUGGCCCUCCUGCCGCCCAGCCGAGGCUGCCCCGGGAAGUGUACCUGCUCCGGACCCAACGUGGACUGCCACGGCCUCGGCCUCCAAGGCGUCCCCCGAGGCAUCCCCCGGAACGCCGAGCGCCUUGACUUAGAUAGAAACAACAUUACAAGGAUUACAAAAGUGGACUUUGCUGGACUGAAGAACCUUCGUGUUCUGCAUUUGGAAGAGAAUCUAAUCAGUGUGAUAGAACGUGGAGCUUUUCAAGAUCUGAAGCAACUUGAACGGCUGCGUCUCAACAGAAAUAAACUGCAAGUUCUUCCAGAGCUCCUUUUUCAGAAUACAUUGAAGCUAACCAGACUGGACUUAAGUGAAAAUCAGAUCCAAGGCAUCCCAAGGAAGGCUUUCCGAGGAAUUACAGAUGUGAAGAAUUUGCAACUGGACAACAAUCAGAUCAGCUGCAUUGAAGAUGGAGCCUUCCGAGCCUUGCGUGACUUGGAGAUUCUUACUCUCAAUAACAACAACAUCACACGCAUCCCUCUCACCAGCUUCAACCAUAUGCCAAAGAUUAGGACCCUACGGCUUCAUUCCAAUUACUUAUACUGUGACUGUCAUCUUGCUUGGCUUUCUGAUUGGCUGCGUCAGAGGCGAUCAGUUGGACAGUUCACCUUUUGCAUGUCACCUGUUCACUUGAGAGGGUUUAAUGUUGCAGAUGUUCAGAAAAAAGAAUAUGUCUGCUCAGGAAACACUGAACCUCCAUCCUGCAAUGCCAAUUCCAUCAGUUGUCCAUCACCUUGUACUUGUAGUAAUAAUAUUGUGGAUUGUCGAGGAAAAGGAUUAACUGAAAUUCCAGCCAACUUGCCAGAGAGUAUUGUGGAAAUUCGCUUGGAGCAGAACUCCAUCAAAAGUAUUCCUCCUGGUGCUUUUUCUCAGUACAAGAAACUUAAAAGAAUCGAUAUCAGCAAGAAUCAAAUAUCAGAUAUUGCAUCAGAUGCCUUUCAUGGCUUGAAAUCUCUCACCUCACUAGUGCUCUACGGAAAUAAGAUCACAGAGAUUCCAAAAGGCCUUUUUGAUGGACUUAUGUCUCUGCAGUUGCUGCUUCUCAAUGCCAAUAAGAUCAACUGCCUGAGAGUAAACACAUUUCAAGAUCUACAUAAUCUCAAUUUGCUAUCUCUUUAUGACAAUAAGCUGCAGACUAUCAGCAAAGGGCUUUUUGUGCCUCUCCAGUCGAUCCAAACUCUGCAUUUAGCUCAGAAUCCAUUUGUGUGCGACUGCCAUUUGAAGUGGCUGGCUGAUUACCUGCAGGAUAAUCCAAUAGAAACCAGCGGUGCUCGAUGCAGCAGCCCACGUCGCCUUGCCAACAAACGAAUCAGCCAGAUCAAGAGCAAGAAGUUCCGUUGCUCAGGUUCAGAGGACUACAGGAGUAAGUUCACUGGGGAAUGCUUCAUGGACCUGGUCUGCCCUGAAAAAUGCCGCUGUGAGGGAACAAUUGUAGACUGCUCUAACCAAAAGCUCACUCGACUUCCUAGUCACCUCCCAGAAUAUACAACAGACCUGCGUUUACAUGACAAUGACAUUUCUGUUCUGGAAGCAACUGGAAUAUUCAAGAAGCUACCCAGCCUACGAAAGAUAAACCUGAGUAACAACAAGAUCAAAGAGAUUCGGGAAGGUGCUUUUGACGGGGCAGCGGGAGUGCAGGAACUGAUGUUGACAGGGAACCAGUUGGAAUCAGUGCAUGGACGAAUGUUUAGAGGUCUCACAGGGCUCAAGACAUUGAUGCUCAGGAGCAACAUGAUCAGUUGUGUAAACAAUGACACCUUCACAGGACUGAGUUCAGUAAGAUUACUCUCUCUCUAUGACAAUCGCAUUACUACAAUCACCCCAGGAGCCUUCAGUACACUUGUUUCUUUAUCUACCAUUAAUCUGCUGUCUAACCCAUUUAAUUGUAACUGCCACUUGGCAUGGUUGGGGAAAUGGCUAAGAAAGAGGAGGAUUGUCAGUGGAAACCCACGUUGCCAGAAACCAUUUUUCUUGAAAGAGAUUCCGAUUCAGGAUGUAGCUACACAGGAUUUCACAUGUGAUGGAAAUGUUGAAAGUAGCUGCCAUUUCUCCCCCCGUUGUCCUGACCAGUGUACCUGCAUGGAUUCAGUAGUUCGCUGCAGUAACAAAGGGUUGCGGUUUCUGCCAAAAGGUGUUCCCAAAGAUGUGACUGAACUGUAUUUAGAAGGAAAUCAUUUAUCUGCUGUACCAAAGGAACUCUCCCUGUUCAGACACUUAACACUGAUUGACUUAAGCAACAACAGCAUCAGUGUGUUGGCCAAUUACACCUUCAGUAACAUGACACAGCUAUCAACACUGAUCCUGAGCUACAACAGGCUACGGUGUAUCCCAGCCCAUGCAUUUAAUGGGCUUAAAUCUCUCAGAGUGCUGUAAGCUCUUCAUGGCAAUGAUAUAUCCAGUGUCCUGAAGAUCUUUAAUGAUCUUGUGUCACUUUCCCAUCGUACACUUGGUACCAAUCCUUUACACUGUGACUGCAAUCUGCGUUGGCUUUCUGAGUGGGUGAAAGCAGGCUACAAAGAGCCAGGGAUUGCACGAUGCAGCACUCCAGAUGAUAUGGCUGAUAGGCUCUUGCUAACAACACCAAUUCACCAUUUCCAAUGUAAAGGGGCUGUCAAUAUCAAUAUUGUGUCCAAGUGCAACCCUUGCCUAUCCAAUCCCUGUAAAAAUAAUGGGACUUGCAACAAUGAUCCAGUAGACUUUUACCGAUGCACUUGUCCAUUUGGCUACAAGGGUCGAGACUGCAGCACACCUAUUAACUCUUGUAUUCAGAAUCCAUGUCAGAAUGGGGGGACUUGCCAUCUCACUGACACGAAUCAAGAUGGAUUCAGCUGUUCUUGCCUUAUUGGAUUCGAGGGGAAGAAAUGUGAAGUGAAUCCAGAUGACUGUGAAGAUAACGAUUGUGAGAACAACUCAACUUGUAUGGAUGGGAUAAAUAAUUAUGCCUGUCUCUGCCUCCCUAAUUAUACAGGGGAGCUAUGUGAUGAGGUGAUCAACCAGUGUGUACCUGAGCUGAACCCUUGCAAACAUGACUCCAAAUGUAUCUCUCUUGACAAAGGAUAUAGAUGUGAAUGCUUACCUGGCUACAGUGGGAAACACUGUGAAACUGAUGAUGAUGACUGCAUGGCACACAAAUGUCGCCAUGGGGCAUUGUGUGUAGAUGCUGUCAAUGGAUACACUUGCAUUUGUCCUCCAGGAUUCAGUGGACUCUUCUGUGAAAAUCCUCCACCGAUGGUUCUGCUCCAGACCAGCCCUUGUGACUACUAUGAGUGCCAAAAUGGAGCUCAGUGCAUUGUAGUACACCAGGAACCAGUCUGUCGUUGCCUGGCUGGCUUUGCUGGCCUGAAGUGUGAGAAACUCAUUACUGUCAAUUUCGUUGGGAAGGAUUCCUAUGUAGAGCUUCCGCUAGCCAAAAUCCUCCCUCAAGCAAACAUCUCUCUUCAAGUAGCAACGGAUAAAGACAAUGGCAUCUUAUUAUACAAAGGGGACAAUGAUCCUCUGGCUUUAGAGUUGUACCAAGGUCAUGUCAGGCUUAUCUAUGACACUCUGAAUUCUCCACCCACAACUAUAUACAGUGUGGAAACAGUAAACGAUGGACAGUUUCACAGCGUGGAGCUGGUGAUGCUUAACCAGACUUUCAACUUGGUUGUAGAUAAAGGUGCUCCCAAGAGUCUUGGCAAACUCCAGAAACAGCCCAUCGUUGGUGAAGAUUCACCACUCUACAUUGGAGGCAUCCCUACAUCCACAGGGCUGUCUUCUCUGAGACAGGGAACAGAAAGAACACCCAGUGGUUUUCAUGGAUGCAUUCAUGAUGUCCGCAUUAAUAAUGAACUGCAGGACUUCAAGGAUCUACCACAUCAGUCAGUUGGGGUCCUCCCUGGUUGCAAGUCCUGUAACAUCUGCAAGCAUGGCAUCUGCCGCUCUAUUGAGAAGACAAGUGUGGUCUGCGAGUGCCACCCAGGCUGGACGGGCUCAUUGUGUGACCAAGAAGUUAAAGAUCCCUGUCUCAACAGCAAAUGUCUCCAUGGCAAAUGUAUAGCCAGCAACACUGCUUACACUUGUAAGUGUAUAGAAGGUUACAUGGGCACGUACUGCGACAGGAAGAAUGAUUCCUACAGCUCCUGCCGAGCUCUGAAAUGUGGCCAUGGGCAAUGUAAGAUCUCAGCGCAAGGGGAACCCUACUGUGACUGUGAUCCAAACUACAGUGGGGAGCAUUGCGACAGAGAGAAUAUUUGCCAAGGAGAGAUCAUCCGUGAAUUCAUUCGGAAGCAACAAGGUUCUGUCUCCUGUGUCUCCGUGGUCAAGGUGGCUCGUGUGGAAUGUCAAGGCAAUUGUGGGAACAAUCAGUGCUGCAUUGCCCUCCGAAGCAAAAGGCGGAAAUAUGGCUUCCAGUGCGUGGAUGGCUCCACCUUCACAGAAGAGCUCGAGAGGCACGUGGAAUGUGGCUGUGCAAAGUGCUUAUAAAGGGCUGGGCAGCCUCUUUGUCCUCCUUUGUAUCGACUCAGAUGUGCUAUCAAAAACGGGACCUAUUUACUUUUUAAGUAAAGAAAAGAAUAUUAAGUAUAUUGUAAAAUAAGCAAAAAAUAGAAGUUAUUUUUAUUAUGAAAAGUGACUAUUUUCAUCUUUUAUUAUAUAAAGUAUCUGACUGUUUUUGGGUAUAUGUAUCAUAUAGUGAGUUAUUUUUACUAUCGAUUUUUUUUUUACAGUUGUAAAAAAAAAGGAGAAAAAUUAUUCCAGACCUAAACACAGGGAUUUUUUUUUAAAAAAAAGAGUAUAGAUGAUAAGCUUUGCACGAUGGCCUGAUGUGAAAGUAAUUCAAAGGGGUCUACCACAGAAAUAGCAAAAACAAGCCUACAACAAUUCCGGGUACAUACAUGUGUCAGACUUUCAAUUGUCUUUACUGUCCAGGAAAGUUAAUAUCCCUUUCAGCUGAUGAUAGAACUACUCAUUAUGCUUGUUAUUAUUCUGGCACUGCUUGACAUCAUUGCCAAUGAAGCAUAUUGUAACACCACCUUAGUUCAGGCCUUAUGCACAGAUGUUAUUAUGCACAUAUUAAUGCAAUAGUAAAGUAACAUGUUUUGUCUUAUAUGCGACUGUCAUACAGUUUGGAUUCUAAUCAGUUCAGUUGGCUGUCUAGCACCAGCAAUCUCACAAAUUGAAAAUUUAAGGAAAAGCUUAUAAAGUUUGGGGAUUUUCUUUCCUUUCAAAGUGAUGGAGAAAAAUCAUUGAACUUUUAUCACACAGGGCUCCCAGGUACCACUCUCAGAACGGAACAGAAUGGGCCUAUAAUGAGUGGGGGACGCAAUUCGUUGCACACACAAGUCGCUCACUCCUUCUGUUCCGUUCAUCAUUUGUUCCCCAUCCGUUCUAGAGGAGGAGAUUUUUGAGAACUGUUCAAAACAAUUCCCCAAAAUCUCCUCCUCUCUGUAAUGGACUGGGAACAGAAGCGCAGGGAACGAAAUGAGUGAGGGACUCUGUGUGCAAUAAAAUGUGUUGCCCACUUGUUCUGUUCCCUUCCUGGCUCCUUUGGGACCGUUGUCUUGUCUUGUCUUGUCCCAGGAGCCCUGUGCAAUAAAGUCCAUUGUGUUACCUCUUAAUCAGUAACUUAUUUCCAGCAGGUGAAACAUUCUUCCUUCUUACAGAUCCUCCUCCCCGGUUGGCUCCCAUUCUACACAUGAAAAGCAUCUUGCAUACAUUUCUGAAAGGUAGAGGACCAAAUGUAGAUCUCCUGUGGGUGGCAACUUCCUUAUUUGUAACUUAACUCUCUGCUUUAGACUGCAAAACAGAAAUGCACUGAAACAAUGCCUUACUCACAAUGACAAUCGAUUUUAAAAUCCCCAAAACUUAACACAGCCAUGUUUGCCUUAUUCCAAGAGUUCUCUCACAAGGUCAUUUAAAUAAACAAAUCCACUUUCCUUUGACCUGGUGCAAUGCUAAACUUGAAACUACAAUUUAUAAUACAUUUGAAAGUGACAAAUCCUGCUUAGCUUUGUCCAGCCACACAUGAUAGAUCCUCACCCUUGCAGUUGAUCCAUGGCAUAGUGUAUAGAAUUAUACCUUGUCUGCCAUGUACCACUGCCAUAUACUUUUGCUGACUCCUCACAAAGUCUUCAUGUUCUAGUAUUGGUUGACAUGGCCAAUGACUACAGCUACCACAAGGAACAGCCACUAAACAUGCAGAUUCCACUAAAGAAAGGGAUAUAAUUUAUAGGCCUGGUUUCUGAAUGAUACUUUGGAGAAGGAAAGGUUGACAGAAUGAGGCAUUAAUCCUAGGAGAGCUGUACAUCUUGCCCACCAUAAAUGCCUCUGUCAUUUCAUAUAACCGCAUCUGGUUUACUCUCUCAGGUCCUUUUUCUUUCAUUUGUUUUACUUGGAUGUGUAGUCAUAGCUUCUAAUUCCAAGGAGACAUUGGUGAGAGAAAGUGGACUUUUCAAAAGUGCCAGAGAAAAGAGAGCGAGAACUUGGCAAUUUUUUAAAAAAUGUUAUUAUUUGGUUGCUUGAAUUGGGUUUAUUUUUUAUUUUUUAUUUUAUUUUUUUGGUAUUCUAGUCAAAGCUUAAAAUCCUGGCAAAAUGACCUAUACAUGGAACAAGAUUUUUACUAGAGGAUAUAUAUACUGCUCAUCAUAAAGACAUAGAUUAAUAUGUUUGACUUUAAAAACAGCCAUGGGAGGGAAUCCUACUUAAUGGCCAGCAGAACCUUUCUGCAAAGAACAGAUUGUUACCAUGCAGCAAGCAUUUCUCUUUCCCCUCCUUUUGCAUUUUUCAGGAGUCUGAAAAUACUUAAGAUUUUUUAUUCUAAUUAUAGUCUUCUGAAAGCCACAAUAGUUUGUUCAGAUUUCCUUAUGGAUUCUCAGGAUAAUUUCAGGCAGGAGGGAAAUGGCUGAUACAAUAGUCGCCUUUCAGAAUAAAUAGUAGUAUAUGGAGCCUGCAAUCAGUGUAACAUAAAACAAUCACUAGUUACUUUGCCAAAGCCUGAUUGAAAUAAUACAGUUCAGGAGCUAGCGCUGGAGAAAAGGCCACUGUGGAGAGUGGAGUAUGUUAUUUUGAGCACAAUAUGCGAUGCUAGAAGCAGCUGGAAUUUAUAAUGUAGAAAUGUACCACAAUCUGCAGAGACCAAAAGUUUGCAAAAACAAAUGCAAGAACACUCUCUUGUGUGAAUAAGAUUUUGGCACAGGCUUCUUUUUUCCUAAUGAUUUGUUCUUUUUCAUGGCAUCUGUUAUCCGAGAAGCUAUUGCAAAGAAUGGUAAUCCAGUCAGAAUAGUCAGAUCAUAGACAUGUAAUGCUACUAAAGACUGUACACUGCCAAAAAGGAGGAGAAGAAAUAAAAAUUAGAAAAGAAAAUACUAUAUUGGGAUAGUAGCAGAGUAAAGAAUAAAAAUACAGUUUCCAUAUGGCCCUUUCUCUUCUUUUAAUACAUGUUAUUAGAGAAGGCCAAAUGUUUUGUGAAAUAAUUCCAAGAAUGUUUCCAAAAUUGCCAAGAUGAAAAAAAUAGCCACAGUAAAUACAUUCUUGUACUACGUGGUGACUUUAAAGACACUUUAUUUGCUUUCUAUCAUUAGAUGGUUCACACUGUGCUGUUUCAACUGGUGUAUGAAAUCUAAUUUCUUGUUUUGUUUUGUUUUGUUUCUAAGUGCCAAAAGAUCUAUGAAGUUAGUUUUAAAAGUGUUAAUUAGAUCUCUCUGAACUGCCUAAAUGACAGUAUGUUUUGGCUAUUGUAAAUGGAAUGCAAUAGCUCACUUUAAAAAAAUUAAUAUAAAGAAAGAUGCUAACCCUAUAAAAAUUGUACAUUGGCAAUGUGAAUUGGUAUGAUUUUUGUGUAUGUUACUAGAUUGUCCUAUUGUGAUGUAAUAAAUUUAAGUAAAUUGUUGGGUUACAGAUGA
Molecule: messenger RNA, 8354 nt
Organism: Sceloporus undulatus (fence lizard)
Lineage: Eukaryota; Metazoa; Chordata; Lepidosauria; Squamata; Phrynosomatidae
Gene: SLIT3
Product: slit guidance ligand 3
Biological process (GO): axon guidance; negative chemotaxis
Molecular function (GO): calcium ion binding; heparin binding; Roundabout binding
Source: RefSeq, a predicted model, not a curated record